AUGACUUCCACCAAAUAUAUCAAACGGCAGGAAAAUAAAGGUGUUAAAACUCAACUUGCUCGAGGCAGCGCACCUUUUAAAAGAACACAGGAAAUAUUAUCAAUUGCUGUGUUUUUUAUACUUUGGAGUAUAAACGUAGCCUACUUAUUUAAGCAUUUCCAAUGGAAUCAUUUUGGAAGCCUCGUUAUUGGAAUAUUAAGCGGAAUUUUAGUUGCUGAUUUUGCCUCUGGAGCAGUCCACUGGGGAUGCGAUACCUGGGGCUCUAUCGACUUGCCAGUAAUCGGACACGCUUUAAUUCGCGGCUUCCGAGAACAUCAUGUGGAUGCAACAGCUAUCACCCGACACGAUUUUGUGGAAACAAAUGGAGAUAAUUUUCUCACUUCUGCUUUAGUAUUAUCGAAUCAGUUCUACAGAUUUUAUUAUCAAGACUCCAACGUAGCGAUGGACUGGAUAACACUUGAAUAUCUUAUCCUUGCCGUGACCCUCUUUGUAGCAUUUACAAAUCAAAUUCAUAAGUGGGCUCAUUCGUAUUACGGUUUACCGCCAUUGGUUGAAUGGCUGCAAAACCACCACGUAAUUUUACCUCGACAACACCAUAAAAUUCACCAUGUGGCUCCUCACGAUACUUAUUAUUGCAUAACAACGGGAUGGCUUAACUAUCCAUUAGAAGUUAUAGGAUUUUGGAAUAAGCUAGAGAACAUUAUUGAAAAGCUAACUGGCGUCGCACCUCGUGCAGAUGAUAUGAAAUGGACUAAAGCCAAUUGUGCUACUCAAAAUGGCCGAGCAAAAUAG
Molecule: messenger RNA, 792 nt
Organism: Trichoplax adhaerens
Lineage: Eukaryota; Metazoa; Placozoa; Uniplacotomia; Trichoplacea; Trichoplacidae
Exons: 4
Coding region: 1-792 (263 amino acids)
Molecular function (GO): oxidoreductase activity
Source: RefSeq, a predicted model, not a curated record